GAGCACGCCCCCACUCCCUGUUUAUAUCAUUUUCAGAGAAUCGGAGUCUGUUCUCUCUCUCUCUCUCUACAAGUAUAUACACGUAUAUUGAAUAUGUAUCUUUAGGGUUAAGUAAGAAGUAAGGUGUAGUAGUGAAUGCAUAUGCUUCAAACAUCAACUUAAGAGGUUUCCAGUUGUUACCCACAUACCAAACAGUGUAGCAAUGGUAUAAAUGAAGUCUUCAGAUGGUUAUGAGUUUCAUGGAAUGAAAAGUUUGUAGAUGGAAAUGGGGUCUGAGGAAGCUAAAAGAUUUUUUUCAGAAGUCGAUUUCGGAGGCAUGUACAGCAGAGUUGAACUUAGAGGUAUGAAUGGUAGGGUUUAUGUCAUCAGAGACGACAAUUUGGCUUCCAAAAAUGUCAAAUCAUUGAACGAUAGGUCUAAGAAAUCUAGGAUUUCUGAUGAGGUUAAUUCUGGAGGGAUUGGUAGGAAAAUGGAAGGUGUGGAUUCUGAAAUUAAUACUAAAAAGUUAGCAACUAGUGGGAGUAACUAUCUUAGUGCCGCUAAACGCAGAGAGUUGGCGCAUUCGGUGGUGGGGGAUGGAGGGCAAGCAGAAAUUUCUUCUAGAGCGAGAACGGGAAACAGAGGAGCAAGAGAGAGACAUGCCAUUUUGGAUUGUAAUUUUUUGGAUCCCAAGUCAGAUGAAGGCAUUGCGAUUAAAAUGCAUGAUGCAUUGAGAGAAGAAAUAUUCACUUUGGGAUACAAAUAUGAAGAGGGAGAUCUGGUUUGGGGAAAUGUUAAGUCACAUCCGUGGUGGCCAGGACAGAUGUUUGAUGAAUCAUUUGCUUCUCCGUCAGUUUUUGCUAGGAAGAAAGAGGGUCAUAUUUGGGUUUCGUUUUAUGGUAAUAACAGCUAUGGAUGGUUGAAACCAGCAGAUCUCAUCCCUUUUGAUGCUCAUUAUGCUGAGAAAUCAAAGCAAACAAAUGCUCGGAAAUUUUUAACUGCAGUUGAAAGGGUUAUGGAUGAAGUCAAAAGGAGAGCUGCACUUGGCUUGGCUUGGCUUGUCCUUACCAGUUCCUUUCUAAUUUUCGGCCUACAAGUGUUCAGGGUUUCUUUGAAGUUGAUGUGAGGGGCUAUGAACCUGAAGUUCUGUAUUCACUGAAGCAGAUUGAAAAGGAUGUGAGGGGCUAUGAACCUGAAGUUCUGUAUUCACUGAAGCAGAUUGAAAAGGCUAGAGAUGAUUUUCAACCAAUUAAAACACUCUCUUUCAUACGGAAAUUGGCAUUAGUGCCUCGAACUGAUGUUCAAAGAGACAUCAAAUGGAUGAAAAACGUAGCUCAAGUUCGUGCUUAUCGAAUGGCAGUGUCUGAGGAGUUUGAUGAGACCUAUGCUCAGGAAUUUGGGAAGCAAUCAGCAAGGGCUAAAGAUUCAAUGGUGGUUUUAAAGGACCAGGAAAAGAUGUUAUUGGAAGAGAAGAUGACUUAUCUCCAUGGGGUAGCUUUCAACCAAUUGAAUCCCAGCCUUCACCUCAGAAUAGAUGGCUUCUCUCCAUUAGAACAAAUUGAAACAGAUAGCACAUCUUCAAAGGAGCUUCGUCAGAUUGGGAUGUUAAAAAUGAUAUGGGAGGAAUCAGUGAGUUUGUGGGGGGAAGAAGGUGAAAACCAAAUGGGGAGAGUGAAGGUUCAAGAGUUGAGCUUCUUGAACGCAGGGAAGUUUUCUUUCUUUGAUGACACCACAGUUGCUUGCACUAUGGAAUCUUUUGAAGAUGGACCUCAUAAAGGCUUGUCUGUUCAUAGAUUCCUUUCUGACCAACAAGUCAAAGUGUAUGGCACAAGAAAGUCUUACUCAGCUCCUGCUCCUUCUGCUAUUCCUCCAUUGGAACUCAAGGACCCAACUGAGUACUACUUGGAGCGUCUACGAGUUCCAGAACAAACACUACCAAGCUUGCAUGAGCUCUGGGGGAAGUUACGAGAGCCACCGCCUGUGGAGCUUCGUUUCCCACUUCAUAAUGAUGUGUUCAGAGAAUUGCCUCCAGGGAAAGAAAGAUUCUUCACUACCUCGGAACAAUUAGAUUGUAAGGCUAUCACAUUUGACAUCCUAGGCCCAAUUAUCCGACACCCUUGUCUCAUUAGUGUCACUGCUGGCAGUAGAGAUUACUCCUUUAUUGGCCUUUUGGAUGAUUGCAUAAAUAGGAUAGUAUCCAAAUUUUGCUCAAUGGAGAUGGUCUUAAUCUGGAAACCCAGUAUUACCUCAUCUUCCUUAGACACUUUGCAGGAUCAAUAGCCG
Molecule: messenger RNA, 2262 nt
Organism: Cornus florida
Lineage: Eukaryota; Viridiplantae; Streptophyta; Magnoliopsida; Cornales; Cornaceae
Exons: 4
Coding region: 1300-2259 (319 amino acids)
Source: RefSeq, a predicted model, not a curated record